Solanum verrucosum is the source of this 828-nucleotide messenger RNA. RefSeq lists its product as uncharacterized. The record is from RefSeq and is a predicted model, not a curated record. The transcript is spliced from 3 exons. Lineage: Eukaryota; Viridiplantae; Streptophyta; Magnoliopsida; Solanales; Solanaceae. Bases 1 to 828 code for a protein of 275 amino acids.
AUGAAAGAAUCUGAGUCCACAUCGGAUUUCUGUUCAAGGUUGAUGGCUGUUGUAAAUCAACUAAGAAGAUAUGGGAAGGAAGUAGAUGAUGUGCGUGCGGUAGAAAAGAUAUUUCGUUCUUUAACACCUAAAUUUGAUUAUGUGGUGUGUGUUAUUGAGGAGUCUAAAGAUUUAGACUCUAUGACAGUAGAACAAUUGGAAGGUUCUUUACUAGCCCACGAAGAGAAAAUGAAAAGGAGAAAAGAAGACCCACUAGAGCAACUUCUUAAAACUCAGGCAUCCUUCAAAGGAUUUAAAGGUGAGAAAAGUUACAAAGGAAAUGGACAAUGGCGAGGCCGUGGAGGUUGUGAAGGCAAUGGAAGAGGAAAAAGUUAUACCAAUAAAUUCAACAAUGAAGAUAAGAGUCACCGGUCAUUCAGAGGUUGUGGCCGUGGUCAACGAGGAGGAAGAGGACGUGGAGCCUAUCAAGAGACAGUUAAUCUUGUUGACAACAACAAAGACGAAGAUGAGUCAACGUUGUUAUUAGCACUCAAAGAAGAUACAGAUGAUUGUAGUUCAUGGUAUCUUGACAGUGGAGCAAGUAAUCAUAUGUGUGGCCACAAAGAUAAGUUUGUGGAGAUAAAGAAAACGGUGAAAGUGCAUAUGGCAAAGAAUAGGUUGUUCCUUUUGAAUCCUAAAACAAUCGAUGCAAAGUUUCUGAAGGCUAAUGUGCAAGAUGACUCAUGGUGUUGGCAUAUGCGAUUUGGGCACUUGAACUUUGAAGCACUCAAAUCAAUGGGAGACAAGAACAUGGUUGAUGAGAUUCUGUCAAUCAACCUGCCAAAUUAG